AUGAGCGCACAGUUCAAACCUUCCUUUUUACCUAAUAAUGGCAUAAAUGUUGUUCACUCUUCUUAUAGAUAUCGUCGUUUGGUAAUAUCAGCUUCCAACAAUCGUCGACGAGAAAGAGAGUCCGGGAGAGGUUCGAAUCGUGAAGUCCCUCAAAGUGGCGAGUCCGCCCCUGACGAGUCGCUCUUCGAUACUGGCACAGAGAGUGCAGAUGAACCAGUCAAGAGUACUAAUUCUCUGUAUGAAAUUGAUUCACUCUCUAAAGAUCGUGUUAGCGUAAAAAUAACAGGAAAAGAUACUAUAAGAACAGAAGGAAUGGAAGUGGAAGAUAUUUUUGAGGGAGUGUUCUUUUCUCCUUUGAAUACUUUGCUUUCAGUUGACUAUCUCCUCCUAUUUGGCGUCGAUGGGGUUUUACCAGAAAUAAUAAAUGGUAGAUGCGCGAUGAUAGGUAUACUUUCAGGUUUCACAAACGAAAUAAUGAUGAAGAAGUCAUUGACUGAACAACUAUUAUUUAACGUGACUCACGGUGUCACGCCAGUAAUUGCUGUCACAGUAAUAUUGCUUUCUUUGAUGCCCUCGUUUCUAAUAGAUCAAAAUGAAUAUUUGCAGGAAUCUGGAUCACGAAACGAUCAAAUUGCCCAGAAAUGGUGUGGGCAAGGUGCAUUCCGUUACAAAUUUGAUGAUCGUUUCAGGGGAAAACGUGCAUAUGCAGUCGAUCCAGCAAUGUCGGAUUUGAAAUUUUUCCAAAUGAAAACACCUCUUGGUGACAUAGGAUUCGUCCCGUUUGCUGAAGUUGUGAAUGCUCGGUUUGCCAUGUUUACUCUCAUGGGCACCUUCCUCAUUGAGGGAUUCCUUGGCCAUGGUAUUCUAUCAUCUUAA
Molecule: messenger RNA, 876 nt
Organism: Bathycoccus prasinos
Lineage: Eukaryota; Viridiplantae; Chlorophyta; Mamiellophyceae; Mamiellales; Bathycoccaceae
Exons: 1
Coding region: 1-876 (291 amino acids)
Source: RefSeq, a predicted model, not a curated record